Messenger RNA from Priapulus caudatus, 8377 nucleotides. RefSeq names its product vacuolar protein sorting-associated protein 13D-like. Gene Ontology annotation, biological process: mitochondrion organization; protein retention in Golgi apparatus; protein targeting to vacuole. Bases 65 to 8377 code for a protein of 2770 amino acids. NCBI's taxonomy places the organism in Eukaryota, Metazoa, Priapulida, Priapulimorpha, Priapulimorphida, Priapulidae. The record is from RefSeq and is a predicted model, not a curated record. Gene Ontology annotation, cellular component: extrinsic component of membrane. The transcript has 46 exons.
GACAAAAUGACAGCUUACAUGCGAAGUUGGAAAUAUUUUGCCAAGUGAAAUAAUCAGUGCCAAGAUGAAUAAGAUGCUGGAAGGUUUGGCUGCGUGGGUCUUUAAUACGUAUGUUGGUGAAUACCUGGAGAAUCUGAAUACAGACCAGCUUUCUAUUGGAUUACUGAGAGGGGCAGUGGAACUGGAGAACCUCCCCUUGAAAAGAGAUGCAUUGAAGAAGUUCGAUCUUCCACUUGAAGUUAAAGCAGGAUUCGUAGGCAAAAUUGGUCUGCACAUACCUCUAACAAAGCUACGGAGCGAGCCAUGGGUUAUAACUAUUGACAAAUUGUAUCUUGUUGCGGGACCACUUGAAAAUGAUGAGUAUGAUGAUAAGAAGGAGGAUGCUACAGAGCAGGCAGCUAAGCAGGCUCAGCUCUCUGCACUAGACAAACAGUGGAGGGAUGCACACAACGUGACCGUAGAGCAGGAUGAAGGAUAUGGCGCCUCCUGGUGGUCGGUCGGAACAUCACUCACCACGAACAUCAUGGAAAAUCUUCAGCUGCGCAUCAGCGACGUUCACAUCCGCUACGAGAACAGCGAUAUCUAUCCAGGACACACGUUAGCCUGUGGUAUCACCAUCAGUGCUCUAUCAGCACAGAGCACUGAUGAAAAUUGGGAACCAAAGUUUGUCACCCGGGAUGCUGCGAACAUGAUGUUGAAAUUGGUUGAGCUGCAGGACUUCUCCAUCUAUUGGGACACAAAUGCCAGUCUCAUAGGAGACCUCUCCAUGCCUGAGCUGACUACUCACAUGCAACGACCGAUCUCUACGGAUCACGCACAGCAGGGCGCAGCACAACACGAGUACAUCCUGCAGCCAGUGUCGGCACAGGCGAAGUUGCGGCGCAACUGCUCAGUUCUGCCGCUGCGUUCUCGGGUGACGCCGCGCAUCACCUGUGACUUGGUUAUGGACCGAAUGCAGCUGAACAUCGGGGAGCCACAGUACCGCAGCAUGAUCGCCUGGAUGAAAGAGUACGACAGGUUCGAGCGAUCGCGCCAGUAUCGACGAUGGCGCCCCGUCGUUAACGUGAAGGAUAGUGCUGCCACUUGGUGGAAGUUCUGUAUGACAUCGGUGCUUCACACGAUCACAAACAGGAAUAGACGGUGCACGAAAAACUUUAUGCUGCAGCGUGCCAGGACUAACGUGCAGUACGUGCAUACAUACGCUAAUCAGCUGUCGGGCAAACAGACAGACACUUCUGGCCAGAAACUCAUCGAGGAUGUGGAAGCAGAGCUGACUUUCCAGGAGUUGAAGAUUCUGCGGGAGCUUGCAAUGAGCAAGGCGGCGCCACCUGUAUCUGACCGGGUUCCUUCCAACCAGCCACAUAAAUCACCAGCAGGUGACAGCAGGGGAGUGCUCAAGCGCUGGUUCCCAGGUUGGGGAGGCUGGUACAGCGCUGCAGAGCCUGAAGAAUCUGCUCAGGCUACCGAAGAGACUUGCUGUGCUGCAGUGGAGAUGCCAAAUGACUCGUCACCACGUUCUGCCACAGGGUCACCACCUGUAAAACACCCAAAAUUAGAAAUAGAGGAGAGGUUCAUGGAUGUGAUUGCAGACACAGCAGAAAACAACACAUUGUUAAAGCGAGAUUCUGUGUUCGCCAGACUCAAUUUCCUGUUGAAGACGGGAACCUGCCAGCUGUCAGAUGGCAGCAACACUAUAUUUGAGUUGGAGUUCUCUGAAGUACAGAUGGAGUUUGAAUCACGACCACGUUAUAAUUCAUCAGAGAUUCAUAUUACUCUGGGUGCCCUUUAUCUGCGGGAUAUGUAUACGCCAAAUUCAAAUUUUGGAACUCUUAUUUCGCCAAACAAGUGGAAUCUGACACAGCGAGAAGUGUCAAGGAAGUCUAGUCAGGACUUGAAGACGCCUGUUAAGGAAGUCAACCUACCGGCGCACACACUGAAGCUGCCGCAAGGGGAUGUAGCUAAUGACAUGGCUGCUUUGUUUGAGUUGACGUUUGAGAAGAAUCCAUUGAAUUCAACGGCUGACUAUCGGUUGGUCAUGAAGACGACAUCUUUGGACACCAUCUAUAAUCCGGGUGCGAUCAAGCGAAUCCGUCAGUUCUUCAGGACGCGGUCAUCAACGCGACAGUCAGCCCUGAAGCUCACUGAGGCCGCCAGGGUGCGCUACGAGCAGCUGAAGAUGCAGACAAAAGCAGAACUGCAGCACACGUGGGAACAGCUGUUGGAGGGAGAGCAGUUGGUACGAACCAAGCGAUGGGAUGCCCACCUGAAUAUCUCGGCACCCCAGAUCAUAGUCCCUGAAAGCUUCCAGGAUCCAAACACAACUGUGGUGACAUUACUUCUGACAACUUCGCCAAUCCUGGUUAGUAAGCUGGCGCAACAGUACGUGUUGGAAAUGAGUGAACUUCAGGUGCUGGUGGGUAGAGCCAAGGAUAACUGGAAGCAUGCACAAAAGCGUGGCACAGGAACCACCCAUGUCCUUGACCGAUUCAGCAUCAGCUUGCAGGUUGAGAGACGAAUACUGUACACCUUGGAGCCACAGUGGCCUGCUGUCACACUGACUGGUUCUCUUCCCAAGUUGGUUGUUCAUGUCAAUGAACAGAAGAUUGAAGCGUUGCGAAAAUGCAUUCAAUUAUUUGGUCAUGUGGACUCCACCAACAGUGUCCCCAUGCCCACCUCUCUCGGGGAUCAGCAGUCCCCUCUGGUGGCUGGAACCAGCAGGAGCUUGGGUGUGCAGCGUGAAGUCUCGGAGUUGAUGAAAGAUCACUUUCUGUACCAGAGCACCAUAAGUUUACAAAAGGCUCCAGAGCACAGUGAUGGAGAAGAGAAGCAACUACCUGAGGAAACUAGACUGCUGCUGGCUAACUUUUCUGUGAUGGACCUGAGCCUUGACAUACAAAGCAGGUCCCGUAGCAUCGCCGAACUACAGGUUUCUGGUGUGAAGGCAAACUAUAUGAGGCGCCCAUACGACAGUUCAGUAGCACUCACUGUGCAUGGACUACUGCUGAUUGAUGCAAUACAGACAUCCGGUCAUGAUUUUGAACUGCUCGUCGCUUCACAUAAGUUUAUAAGUGUUGACAGCCAGAGUGGUAGCAUCUGUGACAGCGUGCCUACAUCACCCAGUGAGAUAGCUACCUCCAGAGGGAGUGCCAGUAGUGGGCCUGCAAAUGUCCCCAAGUCUGAUUCAAUGUCAGCAGGUGUGUCGCGUGCGGCGUCGCAGUCACCGACAUUUCCAGCGUCGUACACGCCACGGCUUCCCCUGCUGGAGUUCGUGCCCGACUCAGACGCACUCAUCUACCUGGAGUUUGAACAGGUCAGCCCGCGAAGUCCAUCAAAUGCGCACCCCAACGAACAGCUCCAGGUUGCGACCUUGACCUUCAACAAUCUCAAUGUCACAGCGAAUCAGGAAACUAUCGUUGAACUGCUGGGCUUCAUACAGCAAGUCUUUCCCAGAGAGGAAAUAAGCAAGAAGCUGAGUGAUCCGGCACCAACCUCAGAGCCUGACAGGUCGUUCCUAGUGGCAUCAGGGCAGCAGCAGCAUAAUCAGAUUGAAUACUUGACCAGAACCGAGGUCACAGCAAAUUUCCAUCUUCUGAGUAUCCUGCUGCCAAGGGCCGUAACGCAGGACAAUGCCACAGUCGGGCGCAAGGUUGCUAUAGCAACGUUAUCUGGAGCUCGCAUCCAGGCAACAAUUAGCUCAUCCGAACUUCAAGUGCAAGGUUCCCUUGGUGGAGUGCAACUCAUGGAUUUAACACCAGAGGGCAGUAUGCACAAGGAAGUGUUCACAGUUGGGCACGACCCAAACGUGCAGCGGGCAUGUGAGGUCCCACGGCCAGCGCACGGCAGGGAGCUGUUCCAUUCGACUUUCCUUGAUGUCGGGAAUUCAGCACUGCAGGACGAGGGUUUCUUACACAGCUACAUGCCUGCGAACAUGUACAGGACUGCGCACGAGUCACUGCUCAGCACGCUGGAACUCAAUGACCCGACGAAGGCGUUCACGUUUAAGAUAGUGCAGCCGCGUGCCGACAGCACUGAUAAUGCUACUGUUCUCAGCUCCACUGUCGACGAAUCGCGCGCCGCGACGCAAUCCGGAGACGUAGUCGAACUGACGCUGCGUGUCGCGUCGAUGAAGUACACGCACUCGCCGCGUUUGCUCCAGGAACUCUCGAGCUGUGUUGGUGAGUUCCGCCAUUACAUGGAUAACGUGGCGACGACGAUCCGCCACACGGCAACCGACAUAGCGAUCGGCAUCGUGCACAAGAAACCUGAGCUGCUCACGCAGUCGCUGUACCUCGACACACCCAGUAGGCGGCGCCACCUCUCCGAGGAGCCGGACAUCUUCGGAAACACGUUCGCCAGCGAGAGUUGCGACGAGACUGACUUCGACGUGCGGCUGGACGUCGUUUUGCAGACGCCCGUCAUCGUGUUACCACGGCAACAGUCGAGCGCCGAGGCCCUUGUCAUGCACCUGGGCAAGAUCAUGAUCACGAAUGUAGCGCAAGACAACGCGGAGAUGGUGGACAUUCAGUCAAUCAGGCCAGACCGCAUCUACGUGGAAGUGCGGGACAUGAACCUUUACUCAAAGACUGUGUCAGCCGACGUCGUUAUGGCUAAGCAGGAGGACACGAAAGGUAUGCCCAUACUUCAUGACACUACUGUAGAACUGACUAUAGAUCGAAUCCCUAAGAAGGAUGUAAACAGAGCUUCACACAGCUUUCCCGGUGGUUUCCAUGCUGACGAAUCUUCACAUACUACUGCCGUGAACUGUGACGAUCAGCACGUUGUUGAGGUCACCAGCAAGGUCGUAUCGCCACUGAUGGUCGUGUUGUCCAAGCAGCAAUACGAACAGGUGCUCGAAACACUGGACAACAUGACGUACAAUCCCGCAAAUGUUGCGCCACCUGGUGACAAUGUUGAUCUGUCGGACAUUGAAGAGGAUGCAGUGCUUGAACCGAGCACAUCGGCACUGAAGCUAGACCGCGAGAAGCGCAAACGAUCGUCGAUAGACCCAGCCAGCUCUAAUGGGCUGGACACUGCCCAGUUCUCUCCAGUCUACGCUCAACUGCAGGUGCCAGACUUCAGUGUGGAGCUCUGGGGCAAUGUCGGUGAUGGGGAGCAGGCCCUCGUCACGAUCUCCUUCCAGGACUUUGAAGUGAACAUGCAGAGCAGCGAGCAGAGCGUCACCAUGCUACAGGUCACGCUGCGGGCACUGCUGAUGGAGGACAUGCUACAGCCAAAGGAUUCGGACCACAAGUACAUCAUGGUGUCGAACGUCGAUGAGGAAUUGCCAGAUCCUGAACCAGCCGUUCAGCCCAGCUUUGUUUCCAUCUCCUGUCCAACAUCUACUCAAUGGCCAACGCUACCAGAUAUGCCUAACUCACUGCCUUCCGUAUUGCUGGAGCCAACUAACUACUUCAGCCAUGCGCAUAGAAAGCAAGUUCAAAGACGAAGCAUCUCACAAUGUAAAGACCCUCAUCCAUACACACCCCCACCCUCGCCCACGCAAUCCAAUCCGGUCCUGUCUGGGGCGAGGUUGAAAAAGGAGGAAGAGGAAGAGGCAGACGCACUGGUGCAAAUCAGUGUCAUGUUAGUCGAUAAGACCCACCCUAGCUUUGCGAAAAAGUACAACUCUACAAACCGAUUCUUCGAUAUCAACUUCAAUUCCCUGGACACUACCAUCAAUCUACAAACUUGGGUCAUGUUGCUAGACUUUUUAGGGAUGGGUGCCAAGGUGGCUACAGCAGGAUCUCCAGUAGACACCGGAAUAAAGCGGAGCCCAUCUAAAAUGAGCAGCUGUGGUGAUGUGAAAUGUCAGACAGUCAUUAACUCUGAGGUUGAGUUGGUUGUGAAGAGCUUUACAGUUGUGUUGAACAAGGUUGACUACGAGCUUGCACGUCUCAACAUGUCCUCGCUGGCAGCUCACAUCUCGCUGCGUGAUGGCAAUAGCACCAUGCUCGGAAAGCUCGGCAGUAUCUCCGUCACGGACCUCACGCCACACGGCGACCUCUACAGGGAGCGAUUCAAAACCGUCGGAGACAACGCUCUGCACUUUGAUGUGUUCAAGUACGGUGAACCUGACCCUGGGUUGCUACGGGAACACGACAUGCGUGUGAAGCUGCGCAUGUCGUCUGUCCGCAUCCUGCACACGCAGCGCUUCCAGCAGGAAACCCUGGCAUUCUGUCAACACUUUACACAGCUACAGGAUGUGCUCGGCAGAAUGAGGGCGGCAUCUGCUGGCCAGACUGUGAGUGACCAGCCGACAACUAGCGUGCGCAUACUGUUGGACAUCCAGGCGGGGUCACCAGUCAUCCUCAUUCCCCACAGUGCACGAUCUACAGACAUUCUCGUAGCUGACCUGGGUACCUUGACUGUUAGCAACACAUUCCUUAAAGUGGGAGCACCAGGAACCAUAGCAGGCUUGAAGGUCUCGGCUGAUGCUCCAUCUGGUUCUGGAGCCUGUCAGACUGCACAGGAUGAUCCCUUUGCGAGCUCGACCGAGUCACAGCAGUCUUGCGACAUUGACGUGGUUGCCAGUGCACUCGGCUACUCCUUCUGCUCUGAAGCCAACAGUGCCAGUACCCCGAGUCUAGCCAGCUAUACCGGGGCUGAUGCUAGGGCAGACACUGGGGCAGACACUGGGGCAGAUGCUGGGUCGUUCAGCUCAACAGAUGCCGCUUCCAGGUAUAAUGUGAUGCUAGCCGGAAGCGGGACAGUUGUAGACAUAGCUGACUCCAUGACACAGAGCAUCUAUGGCAGCCUGGACGUAGACGAAAGGCAAGCAGAGCCGCUGACGCUUGAUGCAAACCUUGCAACCUUUGACCUCAUCGACUUCAGCGAGGCGUUUCCCAGAGCGACGCCACCGACGAGUGGCUUCUCAGAUUCUUCCUACUGGAUGCUGCCGCAGCAACCUCCCCGGCUGAGUGGAUCAUCACAGCUUCUCAGCUCUCUGUCCUUUCCGGCCAGAAAACCCCCAGAAAAUGAAGCAAGAAAACAGGGUGGAGUAAAUGCAGCAACUAGAGCAAAGUCUGGAAAGUCGCACGAUACUCACGGGCUUCAUUGCUCGGUACAAGAACACGUCUGUCUGCUGGAUGUGCUGCAGGUAGAGCUUACUGACAUGGACCUGUACUCUGCCGUUCGCAUGAGCAGACACGAGGCGGGCAAGCGCCAAGCAGGCGACCUAAGCUUUAGCACGCACGUGGUGCGCAGAAAGGGUGGACCCCUAUUGGAGAGGACGUGUGCACUGAGACUACAGGUAGAGAGGAACCUGGAUGCUGAUAUUAGCCAUGCAGCUCCAGGGAUGAAGGUAGUUGGGCAGCUAUCGUCUGUCUGCUGUACGAUUGACCUGGCUCAGUACAAGCUGCUACGUGGUGUCCUGGACCACAACCUAGGAGAACCACUUGAGGAUUUUGAACACCAGCUGAACACCCUGAAGAUCCAAGAACCACAGAUACAGACGGUGCUGAGUGGAGAGGUGUGGACGAAGACGUCGUUACACAUGGAGCUUGUGAACGUAACCGUGGCGUUAGUGAUGCAGCACACUGAACCGUCGGAGCUUCCUAGGGCUGCGCUCGCCCAGCUGGACUUCAUCAAGUCGAAGCUGUCUUAUGAGAGCUACUCGGACAACUCAAAGGACAUUGAUCUCGUGUCCACAGAGAUUCUCGUGUCGGACACACGCUACAGAGAUGCACCUGCGAACAAGCGUCCGAAUGUGUUUACAAACGUGCUGCAGCCGACACGCAUUGCCGCGGCAACGGGGGCCGGCGUGCAGACGCUUCAGGUGGAGGUUCACUAUCGCGAUACACUCGACUUUACACGCCUCACCGUACUGCUCAACAACAUGCGUCUUAUGGGCAUCUUCGACUGGUUGCUGGCCAUACAGGAGUUCAUAAGCACGAGCGCAGACAACCCCUAUGCUAGUGCUGACCAAAGCCAGAUCAUAGCUAUUCCAAACAAAUACGUGCCUUGUGAUCCACACGCACACACACAGAUACCGAUGUCUGUCAGUGUAUCCUCCUGCCUGCAGGUGGUGGAUGACCGGCUGCGCAGCUGGGUGAACGCACGUACGUCGGUGCCGUACGCGUUUGACGAGCCGACGUUGCCCCCCUUCAUCACAUGCAGCGUGUCGGGCGGCACUAGCGCGUCCUAUAGCUUGAGCUCGGUCGGCGAGGCAUCGAAGGACCUGUGCUACGAGAACUUUCUCUACAUCGCAGUCACGUCGACAUUCCAAGAAGAUCCGGGUGCGUGCUGCACAGACACCGACCGUGUCUUCGUGAAUAAGUGUCGGGUGAAUCGCAAGCAGAUUCCGGGUGAUUUCCUACAAAUUUUGCGCGAGUGCCAGCAAAUGCUGGGCUAUUAUCAGCAGAUUCUGGGAAGUUGCUAG